Verticillium dahliae VdLs.17 is the source of this 1170-nucleotide messenger RNA. RefSeq lists its product as uncharacterized. NCBI's taxonomy places the organism in Eukaryota, Fungi, Ascomycota, Sordariomycetes, Glomerellales, Plectosphaerellaceae. The record is from RefSeq and is a predicted model, not a curated record. Bases 1 to 1170 code for a protein of 389 amino acids. The transcript is spliced from 3 exons.
AUGCCGACACUACGCAGAGCUGCGAAGAGGUCCGAAGAGGCCCAACACGAUGGUCUUCACGUCGAUGAGUCUACACGCGCCCUCGAAACCGUUGCGGCGAAUCUCGAAUCCGUGACGUCGCACCCCGAGAGCGGUGUCGUUGAGGCGCUGGGUGUUGUCAACGAUGCUACUGAGGUGGUCGCACGCAAGGCGGAUGAUGCCAUUGUCGCGACCAAGGAGGCGGUUGCGCCAAAGGUCGCGAGCAAAGGCCGAUCGAAGCUGCCGACCGUCCUCCAAUUCCCUCUUGUGACUCUGCUGAGCUUCAGCGUCUCAAGCCUGUGCUACAGCUUCCUCAAUGAGUGGAGUGGUGGGGAGCUCAUGAAUGUGGGCAAGAGCCUGGAUACUUGGGGCGAGGUUGGGAUUCUGGCGGGCUGGAGGAUAUCUGAGCUGGCCCUUGGUUGGUUCGGCAACUUUGAUGGCCUCGACCUUGCUGCGCUGAAUCUCCUGGCGCAUGGCCCUGCCUUCUACCUCUUGUCCACCUUUUACAACAUCAGCACGCCUACCGUGCUGUCGGCUCUCGGCAUUGAGAUGCUCUCCACCUUUGCGCCUUUCACGGCCCUUCGACCCCUCUCUGGCGCCCACGCUCCCGGUUCCAAGGGCGUCGCGAACCGCGAGAUCAUCACCGAUGCGCCUAUCCAGAUCUACACCACUCUGCUCUCGGCUUUGAUCUACGGCAUCACCCUCUUCAUCGCCCUGCACACCUUCCUCCCGACUAGCCUGAUUCUCUACUUUGAGAACAUUCCUAGCCUGACGCCUGCCUACACGGCGAACUACCUGACUAUCCUGCCCAUCACCUUGGCUUUCGGCUUCGCGGCGCGCACCUUUAUCUUCACGCCCUUUGCCGCUACGGGCCGCAGCAAGGAGGACGGCCGCCUGGGCGAGUUCGAUCCCGUUACCGCGACGCUCGGCGAAACAGUCGCGUUCAACCUCUGGGGCUACACGUCGCGCGCCAAAGUCAUCAUUCUCCGCACCGGAGUUGCCAUGGCCGUCACGGGCAUCAACACGUACCUGCAGACGCACAUGACAGUCGGCGGGGUUGAGACCCGUGGUGCCGCGGCGUAUGCCCUGCCGUGGGUGGGCGCCACAUUCUUCACGGGGUUGGCGCUCGCCUUUGUUGGUGGUGAGGCGUAA